Molecule: messenger RNA, 9489 nt
Organism: Esox lucius (northern pike)
Lineage: Eukaryota; Metazoa; Chordata; Actinopteri; Esociformes; Esocidae
Gene: zfpm1
Product: zinc finger protein, FOG family member 1
Exons: 10
Coding region: 3618-7388 (1256 amino acids)
Biological process (GO): heart development; negative regulation of transcription by RNA polymerase II; positive regulation of transcription by RNA polymerase II
Cellular component (GO): nucleus
Molecular function (GO): RNA polymerase II-specific DNA-binding transcription factor binding
Source: RefSeq, a predicted model, not a curated record
GAAAAUGUUCAUUAAUUAUAAUCCACAUUACAAUUCACAUUUCAUGUUACUGUAGGAUUAUUUUCCUGCAGUGUGGAACUGGUUCAAAUUAAGAUACUGCUUAGAUGAGAUGAGGGAUUAUCAUGGCAGAUUGAGUCAGAUGGCUAUGACUCCCCUGGAAAUGAAGAAGUUGCCGUCUCGACAAUCAAGACACAUGAAAGUAAAAUGGGGAAGAGGACAGGAGGACGAGCAAUUCGGUGGUUUGAUGACAUCCGUUAGCGAUCCAUUGUCUAACACAAUGCUUUUUUUCUUUUUGGUUUUAAGUUACUGGACUCACCUAUAGCGUCAGUGUACUGCCAACCUCAGCACACCGUUGGUACACUUUGACAAUAUGUACUUCUGGUCUCAAGAGUAUUUACUCUUUGUGAUGUCAGUAGCUACAAUAGGUACCUUCAACACUGUUGGUUACUAUCUGGUAAGAUCUUUGCCAAAUUAAAAAAAUAAACCCAAAUAAGCGUGUCACUAUUAAUGCUAUUUUUGUGUAAUUACCAUGUAAAAUGCUAAGUGAAUAACUGCUACUCUAAAUGGGAUGUUGUGGAUAGUUUUCAGGUUUUAUGUUGUUGGUGUAACCUUUCACUACUGGUCUUGCUCUCUAUUUGCUCAGACUCUCCCUAGCCUUUAUUAUCCUCAUUCUAUAGCUUCUCUUCUCUUUCCACCGGUCUGUCUGUUUUAUUCACUCUAUCUUUAUCCCUCAUUCUCUAGCAGCAGCCCCCCCCUCAUCAACCCCCUCUCUCGUUCUCUCUCCCUCCUUCCAUAUCUCACCCCCUCUGUCUCUGUCUCUCUGUCUCCAGUCAGACCUCUAGCCUCACUGAACCAGGUCUUGGCGGUAUGAUAAUGUGGAAAGUUGAACUGGCCCCAUUACAGCUUGGCUGAUGGCAGUGCCGAUAAGGCUGUUGAUAAUGGGUGCAGAUAGCGCUGACACAGCGGUCCAAUAGCCAGCCCUCUCUCCCCCAUUAUCAUUCCUGCCCACCGAUGGGCUCCCAGAGCGCUAUCUGCUCUCCAUUUCCACUCCUGCGACAGAUAAGAAUGGAAAUACUGACUUCAUAGCUGACUGAUUAAAGUGUCUGCCUUUCUUGAUAAUACACAGAUAAAUUAUGUUUUUUUUUCUCUCUCCUCCCUCUUUCUAUCUCUCUCUCCCCCCUCUCUCUUUCACCCUCUAUCUAGAAAGGGUAGGGUGCGUCAGGGAGAAAAACCUCUCCCCUUUAAUUUCUCUCUCUUUGUAGGCCUUUUUGAGAGGGAGCAGGGUAGGAGGCAGAGGAGACAUGGACCGGGCUUGGGAGUCUGAUGCUGGUAAUUGGCUCUGUUUGAGGGCGGUGUAGUGUGGAGGUUCAUUUUAUAUCCAGGUUUGGUCCAGUUAUUCCCCCACGAUGGGGACGUGAUGGGGCGGUUGUCUGAGCCUUACGUUUGCAGCGAGGCAGGGGGAAACGGAGCAGAGCGCGGGCCGGCGGUUCUGUACACGGCCCGGUGAACUCUCAUGCAACUCACAGGAUUUUCCAGGUUGAGUUUUUAUCACUGAUCGCUCCAGUGAGAUACCAGGCUGAUCACUGAUGGAGACCUACAGCAUCCAAAAUCCAACAGCCCAUUAGGUUUUCAUCCACAUUCCCUGUCUCUCCCUCUGCUCUGCCCGUGUCUGUCGUUUCUCCCGUUUCCUCGUGUCCUGUCCCCUCCUCUCGUUAUUUGGGUCAUUUGGAGUGGUACGCCUCCCCAGGACCCUUCCUUUGUUGUGAAUGAUGACGUCAGUCACUCUGCUGUGUGUGUGCUUGUGGGGAGGUAGACAACCUGUUCAGGCCUCAUGCAGUACACCUGGACAAGAGCUGAUAGACUGCUCAUGGCAACAUCUCACUGGCCUGUCCCAGUUGUAACCCAACCCUCACCCCCUCGGUCACAUUUGAACCUGGCUGCCCAAAGCUGGGCCCGUGUCAAAGCCUCAGAAGCGGAUGUGAGUGGUUUUUCCCUUCAGGGGUGCAGAGGAACACCACCUCUAAAAGCCCCCCCCCCAACAGUGGGACCAUGUAGCCGUUAGAACAACGUGCUGUUUGUUCGAGGCACAGUAACUGACCUUGAUAGAUUAGAGUUUUUUUUUUUUUUUUUACAGUGUGUGUCUGAGAGAGAGAAAUGAUAAGUGUGUGUGAAAUAGUUGUUCUUUUCACUGAAACAUGCCUUUGGAAUAGGGUAGGAGGGGACCGUCUGCUCUGAAGCCUGUACCACUCCAGCACUGGGUUGAAUGGACUGUCUUGACUUUUUCCCACACUCCUCCAUGGCCGUUUUACCAUAGCUAACCCUGCUGCUGAAUUAUUCACGUUAACAGGCCUGUAAAAAAGCAUGCCUAAGGUUAAUUUGAUACCAAAACCUGACAUUAUUUUUAAGGGCAGUAGUCCUUUUUCAGUUAGGCCACAAAGAACGGGGAGUGGAAGCAGAAAAAAAAACACGAAACUGAUAAAAAGCCUAGAUAAGGGUAUGACUGUGUUGUGUAGGAGUUGAUAUCAAUGUUAUCUAUCUCUCUUUUUCACUCUCCUAGGCCUUCUGUUGUUUUUUAGUCCUUAUCUCUCUCCACCAAAAUGCCAGGAACAUAAAGGGAGAAAGAAAGAAAUUACCGCACAGAUUAUUCAUGGGUAGGCUGAUAAAAUGUUGACAUAAAAAUUAAGAAGAAUAUAUGGAGCUAUUUGUGCCCCCCCCCAUUGAUUGUUUUUGAUAUUUCUUUUUUUGUGUGAAAGCUUGGUGGUGGGUGAGCUUAGUGGUUGUGCGAGGUGUGUCGAGACCUUGCUUAACCCCUUGGCCUGCUCUGUCUUUCUGCUCAGACCUAAGGCCCCCCUCCUUAUGAUCCACCCUGACGUGGAGAGCUGCUUGGCUUAGAUAAGGCCGACCUCAAUCUGACAAUAGAGAAGCAGGAACAGAGAGGACAGGCCUGUGUUGCCGUAGACGACAGUUUGCCGUGGAUGACAGCGGGUCUGGUUAUUGUUAGGCUUCGUCUGAGGAGUCGUCGUCGUCCUCCUCCUCCUGCUCUCAGUCCCGAUAAAGAGGGGAGGAUGUCCCUCUAACCCUGCCUCACUUCCUGAUCACUAAUUGCACCUGUCAUUAUAUAAUAGUUGCUCUUCUCAGCACUGUUUAUCUGCUUCUCACUAUCACCCGUGUUUCUUUAGUCUCUAACCAGUCGGCUGUGGUCUCUAAAUAGCUUCCGUUCUGGUGCUGAUACCUAAGAUCCAGGUGUGACGCAUCGAAAACCACCAAAUGAAUACAUGCAUUUCAGUGGAUAAACAAACCAGAGAGAAGGGUUUGUAGUAGUUGUGUCCAUUUCUCAAUCUUUGUCGUAAUGGCUUGGUGUUGGUUGCUUCAACGAAGUGGGAGCAGUCUUUGUGUUUCACACUUGACCCUGUUUUUGACCAUAGGUUAUUCGGUCCUCCAUCCCCCUGGGGGCAGGGUCAGGUUUCCUCUGCUCUUUGUGCCUCUGGUUUGUGUGUGUGUGUGUGUGUGUGUCAUUGCAGGCAGGUGAUGGAGGCUGAGUCUUGGGGCAGACAGGUUCUGUUUCAUGCCUAGUCAGGGCGGGGCUGGAUUUGCCCUCUGUCCCUGGUUCCUGAUGCAUGCUGAAGAUUAGCUACAAUGGACCAGGUUCUAUUGGUGACCUGGAAGGGGGCGAGGACAACACACCAGACGAUGUCAGCCUAUCGGGUGAUGAGGGCGGAGCCUCAGACCCAGAAGAUUCAGCAGAGUGUGACAGCUCCAGUUCACCACCAUAUACCCCUUUUUACACUGAAGAGCCAAGGACACACGACUCCCUUGGUGCCCCUGAUGAUGAAGAUGGCGAGCAGGAAGAGAAAGGCCGGACGAACACGGAGGAAGAAGAAGAGGCGGAGGAGGAGGAGAUGAAAGUGGAGAAGGAUGGUGCGCAUUGGAGGGGUCCAGAACAGGACAGACCGAGUGUCACUGAGCUGCAGAAUCGGACCGGGAAAACCCAGCAGACCGAUGACCUGGAGCUGACUGAUGAUGCUGAUGACCCCAAGGUCCUGGCGUGCAGGGACCUUCCCCCAGACACACUAUGGGGGCCAUAUACUGGGAUUGUCCAAUCAAAAGAGGCUGGAGAAGAACAGAGGACUCCACUGUCAAAGGGCUCCGUGUCCACUCUGACGUGUGAGGAUGCUGACUGCUGGCUCAGCAGAGUCCCGCUAACCUCCAACGCCACAGAUGCCAACUGCUCCAUCUACAGCCAAGGAGAGGAGCUGUAUUGUAAGGUGACCCGAGACAUUUCCGCUGGGGACAGUCUGCUGGCCGCUCUGUCUGUCCCCUCUACGAAGCAGCGCUCCCCCCCUCAGACCCAAGAUGUAGAGGUGAAGGAGGAGCCUACAGGUGUCUACCCAGCAGCCCUCCACUCUGAGAUACAGCUCCUCCCCCAGCAGGCUGGGAUGGCGGCCAUUUUGGCCACAGCAGUUGUGAACAAGGACAUCUUCCCGUGUAAGGACUGUGGGAUCUGGUACCGCAGUGAGAGGAACCUCCAGGCCCACCUCAUGUACUACUGUGCCAGCCGGCAGAAGCAGCCGGCCUCAUCCUCCCCUCCUGAGGACAAGCCCAAGGAGUCUUACCCCAACGAGCGCGUCUGCCCCUUCCCACAAUGCAACAAGAGCUGCCCCAGCGCCAGCUCCCUGGAGAUCCACAUGAGGACCCACAGUGGAGAGCGUCCCUUCGUGUGUCUGAUCUGCCUCUCGGCCUUCACCACCAAAGCCAACUGCGAGCGUCACCUGAAGGUACACACGGACACGCAGAACGGGGUGUGUCACGGCUGUGGCUUCGUCUCCACCACCAGGGACAUUCUGUACAGCCAUCUGGUUACCAGUCACAUGGUUUGUCAGCCCGGAUCCCGCAGUGAGGUGUAUUCCCCCGGGCCUGGGAUGCCCAAACUGCCCCUGUCCACAGGUCUAAGCCCAGGGGACUCCGGCGUCGUGUUGAAGUGCCAGUUAUGUGGCCACAUCACAGACUCCCCUGCCCAGCUCCAGCAGCACGUACGCACCCACCUGGAGGUCAGAGUCCCAGCCGAGAGGAGUCCCACUCCCCGCCAGAGCACCCCCUCCUCAGCUGACCCGCCGGAUCAACACGACCGGGAGCCCCCCGCCUGCGUACCCCACCCGGACUCCACCAGCCCUGGGGCCAACGGGAGCUCGGCUACACCACGAGACAGCUCACCGGCGGACCACCUCCCAGCCGACGUGAGGAUUAAAGAAGAGCCGCGCUCGGACUCUGAAAACGACGGGCUUGAGGAGGCGCUGGAGGAAAAAGAGCAGGUGAAGCGCCGGGAUCAUAGCCACGUACGGACGGGCCCUGGGUCCUCUCAGACUUCCACCUCCCCCAGAAGUCCCUCUGCUGUGACUGUGAAGGCGGAGCCAACAAGUCCAACCCCCGGCUCCAGCCCCGCCCACCCGGGGGGAAAUGGCUCAGUGCUGCCCGGAGGGAACGUGUUCCUGCCCCAGUACAUGUUCAGCCCAGAGGCAGCCAUCCUCCCCCAGGCUUCAGAGAUCCUGGCCAAGAUGUCGGAGAUGGUUCAUAGCCGACUGAAGCAGGGCCAGGUCGCCCCCGGGUCAGCACCGGCCUUCUACCCCGCAGGAACCGCCGGCGCUGUACACAAAGGAGCUACCUGCUUUGAGUGUGACAUCACGUUCAAUAACAUCAACAACUUCUACGUUCACAAGAGGCUGUACUGCUCCAGCAGGCACCAGCAGGGUGAUCAGGCAUCGGGGCCCGUGAAGGAGGGGACUUCGGGGGCGGCUGUGCCCUCUGUGGGCCACAGCUCGUCCCCCCCCGCUGGGUCAAGUAGCCGGGCUGCCUCGGCCUCCCCAAGUGACAUCGACCCUGUUCCAGGCAGCACCGCCACGGAGGGCCAGCUGGUGGAGGUAAAGAGUGAGAACCCCGGGGCGAAGGAGGCAGUGUCCUCGUCUUGCUCCGAGGGGGAGGGCGGCGGCGGAGGAGGAGGAGGAGGCCAGGCCAGCGAGGGCACCCCAAGCCCCAGCGGCUCGGCGGAGGACCAGGAGGACGACCCCACCAGGACCUUCUGUCAGGCCUGCAACAUUCACUUCAGCCGCCACGAGAACUACACUGUACACAAGCGCUUCUACUGCGCAUCGCGCCAUGACCCGUCCAACCAGCGGUCUAGCGCGGGCAAAGCCGCCUUCUUGCCUCAGCCCAUCCGCACGCGCAAGAGGAAGAAGAUGUACGAGAUCCACAUGGCCCGGACCGAAGCCCUGGCCAAUGCCGCGGCCGCCGCUCCGGUCCUGCGUCUCGCCGUGAAGCAGGAGGCCGUCGCCGCCACGGGAAGGGUACUGGAGGCCCCGCGUCCGGCCACCUCCCGCAGUGCCAGCCCCGACGGUGACGGGCCCAUCGACCUGAGCAAGAGGCCCCGCCUGAGAGAGACCCCGCGGGCGGGCAGCAUCCCGGCCCUGCCCCUCACUGACUACCACAAGUGCACCGCCUGCAGCAUCAGCUUCAACAGCAUUGAGAACUACCUGGCCCACAAGACCUACUACUGCCCGGCCACCACUCUGCAGCCCCACACCCUGGAGACCCUCCACCGGCUGAAGAGGCCGGCCUCCGCCUCCCCCAAGAGCAGGGCCCUGGAGCGGCCGGAUCUCCUCCUCGAGGCCAAAGGCCCGCCAACGGAGAAGGCCACUCCGGGGGACUCGCCCAGCCCGCACCCCUCCUCCUUACCCGGCUCGGAGGCCACGUCGCCUCACAGCGGCCCCGCGCCCAAAUGUCCGGGCUCUCCCGUGGUGGUCUGUCCCUAUUGCCCUCCAAACAUGGCGGUGACCUGUGACUUGGUGGAGCACUUCAGGGCCACGCACGGCCUGGUCCUAAGCCUGGAGGGCCAGCCGGCGGUGGUCAGCCCCAGCCUGAGCCCCAGAGACGGGACCCCUUCCACCCCGACCAAGAUGUCUCUCCGAACCCGCAGGGAAAGCCUCAACGGCCGGGUCAGAAGGGACACUGUCUCCCCGUCCUCUCCCCUGGUAAACGGUAGCUCUCUGGGGCCCCAUGCCGGAGGCGGCGUCUCCCCGAAGGCGGCCCCGCCUGCAGUGUCUCCCUCCAGGUCCCUCCCCAUGACUGUGUCACCUGUGCCUGAGGUCCUGAGGGAGGUGGGGGUUCUAAACCACCAGGCUGCUGUCACUCUGCUCCCAGACAAGACCGCCCUCACCCGGGGUCUGCCUAUCGCCAUCCCGGCCCCUCCCACACCCAAGACCCCCCUAGUCUCUACUGUUCAGAACGGCAACAGCCGCUUCUGCAGGCUGUGUAAUAUCAAAUUCAGCAGCCUGUCAACGUUCAUAGCCCACAAAAAGUACUACUGUUCCUCCCACAGCGCUGAGCACGUCAAGUGAUCUCUCCUGGCCCUCCACAGUGUCCCCUGAGGGCCCCAGGCCCAGCCCCGGCCCCGGCCCUGGACUGUCUGUGUAUGAAUUGUGACUGUUACUUGCCAGGCAACGGGUUGCUGCUCGGACCCUGAUGCUCCCGGUAUUGUUACUAUGGUAACUUGUUUUUCCUUAUGGGUCAAAGUUCAUAUUACACUAAGAGCUGAGAUGUGCUACCUGCACACACAGUUGUGCUCCCGUCCGCGACACGUCGACAUAUCUCCCUGCUUUGUUCCACGCCUUUCACCUCCGGGGUUCACAGAAUGUUGAACAGGUGACUUUUAGAUCCGACAUUUUAAUCUCACGAGCGACAUUCAUUGAAUUAUUCAUAUUGCAGUUCUCUUGAUUUGAUUCUGAUUGUUCGAUACUUUUUCUUGCUCACGACAAAACUCUCCUGAGCUGACGAGGCCCUUACGUCUGUCCGUGGGUUGUCCCUCAAUGCCCUCUAGUGGUGAAUAUCGUCACCGUUUUAUUUCUAUCUGUGAAUAGUGUAUGAUGUUUUGAAAUGAUUCUAUUUGCUUUUGUUUGAACACUGGCUCUUUAGCUAACUAAAAAGCUAAAGCAUUUUUGUCUGACUUACAUAAAUGUGGGUAUCACAUGGUUACCAAUUACAACAAAAAUAUUUACAAAUGGACAGGUUUGUUUUUCCUAAACCACAAUUUUAUUUUCUCUUAUUGCGAAAUGUGAAAUAUUUAUCUUUGAGUCCUCACUGAUUUCAUGUCAACGGAAAACUACCUAGUGUCUAAUAUUUUUUGUAUUUUUUAUUUGUAUAUUUUUCAUACUGUUCGAAAGGAACUGCUUCAAUCUUGGUGUGUAAUGGUGUUUUUGUAAGUGUAGAUAUGUAAUAUCUUUCACAGUAAUCACUGGGAGGACACUGAACCUUAUUCUUUUUGUCAGCAUUUCUUUCGUCUGUCCUUUAUUCAUCUGUGAAUUUAGGAAAUGACACAGAGUUUUCUAUAUCCUAUAUUGCCAGAUAAAUUAUUGGAAUUAGUUGGUGGUGCUUGUGACUGGCCCUGAGUGCCGGGAUGAAGAGAAUUUCCCUGACCUGACCGUUACCCCCCCCCCCCCCACAUACUAAACCCCUACAGUGUCAACAUACUAAACCGCUACUCUGUGGCUGCUGGUACACCACCAUCAGACAGUUUUAAAUUAGUCAUGUGAUCCGUUCGAAUCUAUGUAGAUUAUUUAACACCUUUUUGAGAGUGUGCGCUCGUUCAAUGUGGGUUUUCCGGUAAUGAAGGAAAAAAAUAAGGAAAACUAAAUGUUGAAGGCAAAACAGAUAUUGGUAGGGACAUCAGACAAAUUUCACAGAUCGUAGAGAGACACACGUGUUGGGUAACUAAAACACAUACAUCCCUGUUUGCAGAGGGGUGUUAAAUAAACCUGCGAGAUGCAAUCUUUCCUCAGUCAGAACUGGCAGCACUGGCACAGCCUUACCAUGGAGUUGAGUUAGCUUGUUAUGUGCUCCACUAUCCUUACCUCUCAUGAUGAUCUGAAUGGAUCUGUAUGUUACUUCUGGUGGUCCCUUCCUUGUGUUACACAGGCAGAUGUUUCUCUGCUCGAAAAACUGGAAAACAAAAUGGUGGGGAAAAGCCAAGUAAAUUUGCUCUGUUGUGGUUUUGAAGAGUGCUGUAUCAGUCAUAUCUUACUCAAGAGUGUUUACAAUUUAACUGCUUUCUCUUUUCUAGCAGAGAUGAGCAUUUUCAACAAGUCACAAAUGGAGGAAUGCAGUGCUGAGAAACAUUUUAAAUGUCCCCUUUAUAUUGCACUGUGUUGUACAAAUGUGCUGAAUGUUUUAGUUUUAGAAGCUUUUUUUGUACUGUAUUUAUGUUUUUACAGCACUUUUCCUUGUCCAAACCCAUCCCUUGAAGGACAUGCUGAUCAAUUUCAACCUUUUCACAUGAAUUAAAGUUAAUUGAAAACAUUUAGUGAAUGAUUCCAAAUGUCAAUAAUGGAAAAGUAAUAAUGAAUGUCAGAUCUUUUAUUUUAUUUUUUAAUCUCAAGUUCCACUACACACUUGUCCAAACUAUGCAUGGGAAAUAAACGUCCUGAGAGACAUUGAAGUGUCAAA